GUUCGAGCCGCCAUGUUCCACAGCAGAAGAAGAAGACUCACGCUGUCCGGAGAUAGCAGCACUACUGACAUUUAAUGUACCAACUAGAGUGACUUUAUUAAACUACCGACAUUCAAAUCAAACACUUUGAGCUCCGGAGCCUUUGUGUUUGUUGAGUUAUUAGCCAAACAGCUGAUUGUAAAAUUAAAACCCGCCAUUUUACCGGGUUUUGUCCUCGGGUUAGCUUCACCCGGUUAGCAUUACCAACAACCAGACCGGAAACGCUCCCGGUGUUCGUCCGCUGCUGUCAGACCUCCAGCCGCCCGGGGGCUUCAUGUUCAACCACCUAUCCGCUGCCCUCGCACUGCUCCCCCGCCGCCUCCUCUCCUCCUCCCCGAGGACUCUGCCCGGAGCCCGCCGCCGCCUCCUCCUCCUCCUCCUCCGCAUGGAGCCGGCCGCGGUGCGCUGCCUCCCCGGGGAGCCCAAACUCACCAUCUCCUUCCGUCUGGACGGGAGCCACAGACACAUGCUGCGGGACCAGGACGAGCCGCUGGGCACGCUCCUCACCCGGAUCUCGCACAACUUCGUGAAGGGCCGAGGAAAGGCAAAGAAGUGUAAGAAGAACAAGGGGCAGCCGCCGGUGGAGGCCCCGGAGCCCGCCGUGGUGAAGCUGUUCUACGACGGGGACGAGGUGGCCCACACGGUACCGAACUCGGAGGCGUGGCGGGACGGAGCGGUGCUGCAGGUCGGGGACGUUAAAUACUCGGUGCAGAGGAAUGCACCGGCUCUCAUUACCGCCGAGCUCCCGGGGUCCCUGCUGGCCGGGUUCCCCGUGUGUCCCAGACUGGAGGUGGAGUUUGGGAACCUGCAAGACUGCGAGUUCAUUUGGUUUAAAGAAGAAGCCUCAAACACAAACACAGACACGAGUUCUGAAGCUACCGGAGAAGUUCCAGGUCAGGAGGUCGGUUGGACCGAGAUAGGAUGCGGUAGAGUCCACGUCCCGUCCAAUCAGGACAUCGGCUACAGGCUCAAACUGCGCUGCACGCCCAGAGACGGAGGACGCAGCGGCUCGCCCAAGGAGCUGGUCUCUGUGGGCGCCGUAGAGGCCGGACCGGGCGUGUGCACGUUCGACAACCGACACGCGUACACUGUCAAAGAGGCGGAGUGGCCGUCUGUGAGGGUGGUGUCCUACAACAUCCUCGCUGAUAUCUACGCCCAGACCGAACUGUCCAAGAACGUGCUCUACCCGUACUGCGCCCCCUACGCCCUGCAGCUGGACUACAGACAGAACCUGAUCAAGAAGGAGCUGGCCGGAUACAACGCUGACAUCGUCUGUCUGCAGGAGGUCGACAAAGUGGUGUUCACAGACAGUCUGACUCCAGCUCUGGAUGCCUUCGGUCUGGACGGUGUUUUCAGGGUGAAAGAGAAGCAGCACGAAGGACUCGCCACUUACUACCGCAGGUCAAAGUUUCAGCUGCUGAGCCGUCAUGACAUCAUGCUGAGUGAGGCGUUGACCUCUGAUCCCAUCCAUUCGGCGCUGCUGGAGAAGGUUUCUGCUAACAGCGCACUGAAGGACAAGAUCCUGAUGAGGUCCACUGCUCUGCAGGUCAGUGUGCUGGAGGACCUGAAUAAACCAGGCAGGAAGGUGUGUGUGGCCAACACUCACCUGUACUGGCACCCGAAAGGAGGGAACGUUCGCUUGGUCCAGAUGGGCGUGGCUCUGAAACACCUGAGUCAUGUGAUCAACGAGGUCGCACCUGGAGCCCCUCUGGUCUUUUGUGGUGACUUCAACUCCACCCCGAACUCGGGUGUGUUCCAGCUGGUCAGCGAGGCUGUGGUUCCUCAGCAGCAUCCAGACUGGAGCAGCUCGGGGCCGGAGGAGUCCUGCAGUAUGGAGCUGCUCUCCACCUUCCCUCCGCUGCUGAGCGCCUGCAGCCAGCCGGCCUACACUAACUACGUGGGAGGAUUUCACGGCUGCCUGGACUACAUCUUCAUACAGCCGGACAGCAUGCAGGUGGAGCAGAUGAUUCCUCUGCCGACCCACCAGGAGGUCACCACCUACGAGGCCCUUCCCAGCGUGGCUCACCCCUCGGACCACAUCGCCCUGAUCUGUGACCUACGCUGGGACCCCUAACCUCCGACCUUUGACCUCAAACCACCUAUACAAGAGACACUGGAGAGCUGGGCCGUCGGUCGCUCCUGUAAAUGCAUUUUACAGGAGCGAAGUCUGAGCGUGGAGAAAUAAUCUCACACACUGUCUUAAAGUACAAUAUGAGAUGUUGUGAUUAAGUUCAUAUUGUAUUAUUAAAAGUACAACUAUGUAUAACUCAUGAAUUUUAAUUACUGAUAUUCAGUGUUUGGGUUGGUACUUUAAAAAGUAAUUGAUUGCACAUUGCCGUUAGUUUUCUUUAAUGAUUUUGGUUGCAUUACUGUGUCUACUCUUCAAUUAUUGGCUCCAAUAACUAAUUGCAUGGUUAAUAAAUAAAUAUUAACAUUUUAAAAAGGUUUUUAUUAUUAUGUUUUCUUUGGCCAAACAAGUUGCUCAGUGGUCUUUUAAGUUAUUUAAUAAAGUUUGAGUCUAUGCAUGA
Molecule: messenger RNA, 2567 nt
Organism: Dicentrarchus labrax (European seabass)
Lineage: Eukaryota; Metazoa; Chordata; Actinopteri; Moronidae
Gene: pde12
Product: phosphodiesterase 12
Exons: 8
Coding region: 314-2113 (599 amino acids)
Biological process (GO): nuclear-transcribed mRNA catabolic process, deadenylation-dependent decay
Cellular component (GO): mitochondrion
Molecular function (GO): 3'-5'-RNA exonuclease activity
Source: RefSeq, a predicted model, not a curated record